Messenger RNA from Drosophila grimshawi, 931 nucleotides. It is a transcript of the gene koko, whose product is annotated as cyclin-Q. The coding region runs from base 146 to 925 and encodes 259 amino acids. Gene Ontology annotation, molecular function: cyclin-dependent protein serine/threonine kinase regulator activity. Gene Ontology annotation, biological process: regulation of transcription by RNA polymerase II. The record is from RefSeq and is a predicted model, not a curated record. Gene Ontology annotation, cellular component: nucleus. NCBI's taxonomy places the organism in Eukaryota, Metazoa, Arthropoda, Insecta, Diptera, Drosophilidae. The transcript is spliced from 4 exons.
UAUUGGAAUCAUUGAAGUGCUCUUUGCUCUUCUCUCUCUCUCUCUCUCUCUCUUUCUCUGUCCAUCAACUUGUUUAGUGGGUGGCAACGAACUGUCGAAACUCUUUAGAAUUCAAAACAAUUGAAUUAUUUUACAACUCAAUCAAAUGAAAAACGUAUUGGAUGUCAUGUCGUUGCAGCAGCACGUGGAAACGAGCAAAGCACAAAAUAUGAAGCCCAUAGAUUAUCGCAAUUCGAGUAAACCUGGUCUGGUGCCACUCUACAUCUUCGAGUGCGCCGCCAAGCUAAAGAUGAAGCCACUGACUGCGGCCUGUGCAGCCAUCGUUUAUCAUCGCUUCUUCAAGGAGGUCAAGUCGUCGGAUUACGAUGAGUUCCUAAUUGCCGCCUCGUCGCUGUAUUUGGCUGGCAAAAUCAAAGACGAUGACAGUGUCAAAAUUCGCGAUGUCAUCAAUGUGGCAUAUGGCACACUGAAUCGGGGCAGUGCGCCAUUGGAUCUGAAUGAUGAAUAUUGGGCCAUGCGGGAUGCCAUUGUCCAGGCCGAGUUGCUCAUAACACGCACAUUGGGCUUUGAUCUCAAUAUUGAGCUUGCGCACAAAUACUUGCUCUACUACAUGAAGACACUACAAGAUUGGAUCGGUGCGGAUGUGUGGAGCUCUGUGCCGAUUGCCAAGACGGCUGCCUCGUACUUACAGGACUUUCACCACAGCCCAAAUAUCUUGAAAUACAAGCCAACGCACGUGGCAAUCGGUUGUCUGUCGCUGGCACUGCAAACAUAUGGCGUACAGGUUCCCCUGACCGACGAAUCGGACGAGGCAUCGAUGUGGUAUAAGCCACUGGUGAAGGACUUCACACGAGAGAAUCAAUGGGAGAUUAUUGAGGAUGUCAUUGAGGUCUAUCGACACGAAGCAUCAUUAAAUUCCACCUAAACCAUA